CUCGACGAGUCUCCCUUCCGUUGAAAUCACUGACUAUGGUAGUAAGAAUCCGUCUAUCCCGUUUUGGGAAUCGACAUCAACCCUUUUUCAACAUCGUCGUGUGUCAAGCCCGAACCGCUCGCGACUCAAAGCCCAUCGAAGUUAUCGGAACAUACAACCCUAUUCCCAAAAGGCCCGUCGGCUUGUCGGAAGAAGAGGCCAAGCUUGCCCGGCCAUACAAAGAUAUUGCUCUCGAUCAAUCGCGGGCGAAGUACUGGCUCGGUGUGGGUGCGCAGCCGAGCGAACCUGUGUGGCGAUUAUUAAGUUUGGCUGGCUUGGUUGAAUCCAAACUGGGACGGAAACGAGCUGAACCGCCGGCGGCUGCAACGAAUACCUCAUGAUAUAGGAGCAGAAUCGAUCGGGAAAGAUCCCGUGGAUUUACGGAGGGACAAAGGUUGUCGAACGAGACAUAGAGGCCCAAGUGUGUCCAAAAACAUCCCUUGGACGUCGAAUAAUUGUCGAGAGAUGUAGGAUUUGCGAGGAUAUUCGGGCCCUUACGGUUGCCCACUGCACGCGAGGUUCGCGGUGAUGGACUCUAUGAUUUGGCUUUCUCGUCCAGGAUAGAUUUUUUUUCCCCUUUAUGUCAAGGGCAAAAACUAAGUUGUUUGUAAAGGUGCAGGACUGCCUGUACUUCGGGUUUUAGGCAUUAAGAGCAGGCGUUUGUGGGAAAAUUUAAUAUUCCCAAGACGAUAUGUAUAUUAGAUUUAACUGUAUCAAAAUUUUGAUGAACUUUGUUAAAACACAUAUGCUAUAUAAUAUACUCC
Messenger RNA from Coccidioides immitis RS, 803 nucleotides. Its product is annotated as mitochondrial 37S ribosomal protein MRPS16. The coding region runs from base 36 to 380 and encodes 114 amino acids. Gene Ontology annotation, cellular component: ribosome; mitochondrial small ribosomal subunit. NCBI's taxonomy places the organism in Eukaryota, Fungi, Ascomycota, Eurotiomycetes, Onygenales, Onygenaceae. The record is from RefSeq and is a predicted model, not a curated record. Gene Ontology annotation, molecular function: structural constituent of ribosome. The transcript is spliced from 3 exons. Gene Ontology annotation, biological process: mitochondrial translation.